Messenger RNA from Cladocopium goreaui, 2112 nucleotides. Lineage: Eukaryota; Dinophyceae; Suessiales; Symbiodiniaceae. The record is from the annotation of a GenBank genome assembly.
AUGUCCAACCUGGAUUUUUGCGGAGCACCAGCUCCAUGUGCAUAUGCGAUGUUUUUUAGUGAGAUCUCCAGCUGCAAAGCUCCUGGAUGCGGACUGCAAGAUGCAGUGCGGCAGAACUGGAAGGGCUGGAGACUAGCCAUUCCACGACUGAGCGGUUUGCUCUUUCUGUGCGCAGUUUGUACGGUGGGCGCCAAUGUCGGAAUGACGCUGGGAAUCGUUUUGAGUGGCCAGGUCACUGCAACUGCCUGGCAGCCACUGCAAUUGGUUUUCACAACGCUGCUGUCGUUGAUGCUUGGUUUGGAAACUGCUAGUGGCCCCAAAUUGGUGGGCCUUGCUUUGGGCAUAGCAGGAGCAGGGCUCAUUGUCUUGCUGGAUCCUGGUGUGUGGCAUCCAAACACUCAGAAGCACCACUCAGGCUGGGGUCAUGUUGCUCUUUUCGUUAAUUCCCUUUCAGCCUGUCUGCUAAUCCUGCUGAGGCGGCAGCUGGCCCGAAAGCAUUCAGCCCUCCAAGUCGUUGCUUGGACACACGUGGUGGCGCUGCCCAUGCUUGUAAUUUUCGGCGUGGCUGGAAAUCAGUCAGUGCCCUUUAGAGCUGCAGCUUGCGAUGGCUGCGCGAGUGUCACGGCUCCUCCGAACUCAUCUCUUGGUUGGAUGGCACUGAUCUUCUAUACGGUCGUGCCAACUAUGAUUUGUCAGAGCCUCACAACGUGGGCUGCUAAGCACGCAGAGCCCUCCAUGAUGGCGAUGUUCCCAGUGCUACAGCCGGUCGCAAGCGCAUCUUUGUCCUGGAUUCUAAGAUUGGCUGCGCCAAGUCUGAGGGAUACGCUUCUGCCACCGCAGUGGAAUAUGCUUGGCGGUUUGCCAGUUGUGCUGGGCUUGUGGCUGGCAAGGACGAAACUGGAGUCCUCGCAUGUCCUCGCAUGCCAAGGAAGAGUCAAACUUCCACCUCCAAAUGCAGGACAGCUGACAGAGUUCUUUCAGGACUACCGCACAUUGGAUGAUAUCCACCGCACCUGGGCUGCGUUUGAGCUGCCUUUGGUCCUGGAGAUCACCAGCCCAAGUGGAAAUGUGGCAGAGAAGCCUUGCAUUUUCCUCGAGGGUGGCAUCCACUCGCGGGAAUGGAUUGCUACAUCGACAGUGUUGUACAUCGCAGGUUCACUAGUGCAAGAUGCAAGCGCUGAUGUGCAGAGCAUGCUGCAGCACUUCCUCUUCACACUGCUGGUCCCAGUCAACCCUGAUGGCUAUGUCUAUUCCUGGGAGGUGAAUCGCAUGUGGCGCAAAACACGGAGCAAUCGGAGCAACUAUUUGUGCCAUGGAGCCGUGGCUGGCGUGGAUGCCAAUCGCAACUGGGGCGUUACCUUCGGCCAGACUAACAGUGCUCCCUACGAAUUGGAAUUGCACAAUCCAUGUUCAGAAGUCUUUAUAGGCCCUGAGGCAUUCUCGGAACCGGAGACCAAGGCGGCUUCAGAGUACAUGAAGGAAAAACAGCAGAACUGGCGGUCCAACUCGAAAGCUGGAGCCGGUUAUGUAGCCGCCUUCAUUGACUAUCAUUCCUACGCCGAGGCAAUGCUACCACCAUGGGCGUAUACUGCAGAGACCCCGGCAGAUCCUGAUGGCUCAUACCAGACGUCUUUGACGAGCUUUAUCAACGAAGCAUUCUACAACACAUCGGGGCGCACGUUCAAUGCAGGAGCAGAUGUGUUCCCUCCUGAUCCUGGCACUGGCCCUGACUGGGCAUACGGGCUUCUAGGAAUCCGAGCUACUAUGACCAUUGAACUUGAAGGUCACAGCUUUUGCUUGCCAGCCACCCAAAUCCAGAACGUUGGCAAAGAGCAAUUCGCGGGAGUGAAGGCUUUAGCAGCUUUCAUCCGACAACAUGGUGGAGAACCAUCGGCUCAAGUGGGCAUUUUUGCGCCAGGCAAUGGAAGCACUGCUCGGGAUCUCGUUGCUGCCAACCAUCAACCUGUCUCUCGUGGUUGGCUCAUUGCAGCUGUGGCCGGCAGUGUGAUUCUGGUGGUCUUUGCCUCGUUGGUGGCGAUGCGGAGCUGGUUCAAUUGGUUCUCCACAUCGAGGAGGGAUUAUCAUCUUGAAUCCGCCAUUGAGUUGGAAUGA